ACAAAAACCACCUCACUCUUAUUGUUUUCUUAAAAUUUCUUCCUUGCCACUGCCAGUGUGUCACCACCAUGGCCACCGUCACAACCCAAGCCUCCGCCGCGAUUUUCCGGCCAUGUGCCUCGAAAUCGAGGUUUCUGACCGGCUCUUCCGGUAAACUCAACCGGGAAGUGACUAUGAGGCCAAUGGGGUGCCCUCCUUCUGCCUCUUUCAAGGUUGAAGCCAAGAAGGGAGAGUGGUUACCUGGCUUGGCCUCCCCAACUUACCUCAAUGGCACUCUUCCUGGUGACAAUGGAUUUGACCCUCUGGGACUAGCUGAGGACCCAGAGAACUUGAGGUGGUACGUUCAAGCCGAGCUUGUGAAUGGACGUUGGGCCAUGUUGGGUGUUGCAGGAAUGCUACUUCCUGAGGUUUUCACCAAGAUUGGAAUCAUCAAUGCCCCUCAAUGGUAUGAUGCUGGGAAAUCGGAGUACUUUGCUUCAUCGUCGACCCUCUUUGUGAUCGAGUUCAUCUUGUUCCACUACGUCGAGAUCCGGAGAUGGCAGGACAUCAAGAACCCUGGCUCUGUCAACCAAGACCCCAUCUUCAAGCAAUACAGCUUGCCCCAACAUGAGUGUGGAUACCCUGGUAGUGUGUUUAACCCCUUGAACUUUGCACCUACUUUGGAGGCCAAGGAGAAGGAACUUGCCAAUGGGAGAUUGGCUAUGUUGGCAUUCUUGGGAUUCAUAGUUCAACACAACGUGACAGGCAAAGGACCAUUUGAGAACCUAUUGCAGCACCUCUCUGACCCGUGGCACAACACCAUCAUCAAUACAAUUCGUGGCUACUAAGUUUGUAUCCAAUGACAUGGAUAAGCCUGUGUCCUUCUCGUGUAAUCCUGAAUGGAUGAAUUUUGAGAGUGAUUUGGGCAUGAUUGUUAUGAUCCGUCUAUUUUCAUGUACAGAGGAACUACGAUGGUUUUACAUUGUUAUUUAGACUGUCCAUCAAUCAGUAAUCAAGCAUGAUACUUUCUAAAAAUUUCAUCAAAAUUCUAAUACAAUAUAUCCAAAGUA
Glycine soja is the source of this 1049-nucleotide messenger RNA. Its product is annotated as chlorophyll a-b binding protein P4, chloroplastic. NCBI's taxonomy places the organism in Eukaryota, Viridiplantae, Streptophyta, Magnoliopsida, Fabales, Fabaceae. Gene Ontology annotation, biological process: response to light stimulus; photosynthesis, light harvesting in photosystem I. The record is from RefSeq and is a predicted model, not a curated record. Gene Ontology annotation, cellular component: membrane. Bases 69 to 827 code for a protein of 252 amino acids. The transcript is spliced from 3 exons.